This is a messenger RNA of Armigeres subalbatus, 516 nucleotides long. RefSeq lists its product as uncharacterized. NCBI's taxonomy places the organism in Eukaryota, Metazoa, Arthropoda, Insecta, Diptera, Culicidae. Bases 1 to 516 code for a protein of 171 amino acids. The record is from RefSeq and is a predicted model, not a curated record. The transcript has a single exon.
AUGCGUACGGCAGUUAAAGAAGACCUCCAAUCAUCUGUAGCUGAAUUGGUGUACGGAGCAACUCUCCGACUGCCGGGAGAAUUCUUCGUCGAGUCCAAAACCUCAAAUCCAUCACACGAAUUCAUCAGUGAUCUGCGGAAAGUAAUGGCUCAAAUUCGUCCCACACCAACAAGUAACCACGCUAGGCCUUAUACAUUCGUGCAAAAGGACCUAGCUACGUGUACCCACGUCUUUGUGCGAAUCGACGCAGUUAAACCACCACUUUCACACCCGUUCGAUGGACCAUACCGUGUAUUGCGCCGUCGAAAAAAAGUUUUUGUAGUGGACAUCAACGGCAAGCCAUCACCUAUAUCCAUCGAUCGUCUCAAAGCCGCAUUCGUACACUGCAACGAAGAUGAUAACACCACACAAUCAACCGAUAUCAGCAGAACUACUCCGACUGUUCCCGAUUCCCCAGUGUAUGCAACUAGAUCGGGCCGUCGUGUUCGUAUUCCCCGCCAAUAUUGGAAGGUCUAA